This is a messenger RNA of Drosophila elegans, 722 nucleotides long. RefSeq lists its product as uncharacterized. NCBI's taxonomy places the organism in Eukaryota, Metazoa, Arthropoda, Insecta, Diptera, Drosophilidae. Bases 46 to 507 code for a protein of 153 amino acids. The record is from RefSeq and is a predicted model, not a curated record. The transcript has 2 exons.
UUGUUUUGUAUUUAGUCUCCGAUCGUUCUCGCUAGAACUCACAUCAUGACCGUAGAAGAGCCGCAGAUUGUGGCCAUUAGUGUCAGCCACAAACAACAAGUGGGUUACCUAAAAGAGGAGUCCACCUGGAUACAUUGUCCUUCGUGCGAGAAGUCUGGAUCGAGUGUGGUACAAUUGGAGGUGGUUACCUGCCUGCAGAUAUUCCUGCGGUUCACAAAACUUUGUAAAAAAUGGCAGGGCCGCCAGGAUAUUAACCACUAUUGUUCACACUGCGGCUGCUUUAUUGGAAGAUUUGUGCCCAUCAGCUGCAUGGAACGGUGUUUGUCAAGAUCAGCUCGUAAGCAGGCGGCCGUGGAUGAUAUGACCUUAAAAACACGUCCCAAGGAUUGCGCUGAAAAGGCCCAGAAAUCCAGGGAGAAAGUCCUGGCCAACAGAGAAAAGAAAAGGGCAGAAAAGGCGGCUAAGGAACUGGAUAAAUCUCAAACCCAAAUAGCAGUUCACCAAUAAUCAAUUGGUUUAUUUAAAACAUCUAAACUACGAAUUACACGCGAAUAUGUAUAAAAACAUUGAAGUUAUUAUAAUUUUCAACUCAAUUAUUCGAUCGUUUCUAUGGCAGCUAUAUAUACCCGCUAUAUAUUACCCAACUGUAACAUAAAUGUUAUAUUUUAUUUAUAUUUUGCAUGUGGAAUUUGGUAAAUUAAAAAAAGAUUUAAUGUUAUGAA